Molecule: messenger RNA, 1959 nt
Organism: Penicillium malachiteum
Lineage: Eukaryota; Fungi; Ascomycota; Eurotiomycetes; Eurotiales; Aspergillaceae
Product: putative GTPase NOG1
Exons: 5
Coding region: 1-1959 (652 amino acids)
Biological process (GO): ribosomal large subunit biogenesis
Cellular component (GO): nucleolus
Molecular function (GO): GTP binding; RNA binding; GTPase activity
Source: RefSeq, a predicted model, not a curated record
AUGAAGACGACGUGGAAGGAUAUUGCGCCUGUGCCCACCCACCAGGAAUUCCUGGAUAUUGUCCUGAGCCGUACUCAGCGACAAUUGCCCACUCAGAUUCGUGCUGGUUUCAAAAUCAGCCGUAUCAGAGGAUUCUACACUCGUAAGGUCAAGUACACCCAGGAGACCUUCUGUGAGAAGUUCCAGGCCAUUCUCGAUGGAUUCCCCCGUCUGCAGGACAUUCACCCUUUCCACAAGGAUUUGAUGAACACCCUCUAUGAUGCCGACCACUUCCGCAUUGCCCUCGGUCAGGUUUCAACCGCCAAGCAUCUGAUUGAAACCGUUUCCCGCGAUUAUGUCCGUCUUAUCAAGUAUGCGCAAUCUCUGUUCCAGUGCAAGCAGCUGAAGCGCGCUGCGCUCGGUCGUAUGGCCACCAUUUGUCGCCGUCUCAAGGACCCCCUUGUCUACCUGGAGCAGGUCCGUCAGCACUUGGGUCGUCUGCCCUCGAUUGACCCCAACACCCGCACUCUCCUGAUCUGCGGUUACCCCAACGUCGGAAAGUCCAGCUUCCUGCGCAGCAUCACCCGCGCCGACGUCGAUGUUCAGCCUUACGCUUUCACCACCAAGUCUCUGUUCGUCGGUCACUUCGACUACAAGUACCUGCGUUUCCAGGCCAUUGAUACCCCCGGUAUUCUCGACCACCCCCUGGAGGAGAUGAACACCAUUGAAAUGCAGUCCAUUACCGCAGUUGCUCAUUUGCGUUCCGCCAUUCUGUACUUCAUGGAUCUUUCCGAGCAGUGUGGUUACUCCGUUGCCGACCAGAUCAAGCUUUACCACAGCAUCAAGCCCCUCUUCGCUAACAAGAUCGUUUACAUUAUUGUGAACAAGAUUGAUGUUCGUCGUCCUGAGGAUCUGGACCCCGAGCAGCAGGAACAGCUGCAGGAGAUUCUCAAGUCCGGCGAUGUUGAGAUGCUGCAGGCUUCUUGCACCACCACCGAGGGUGUCACUGCUGUCAAGAACGCCGCCUGUGACAAGCUCCUUGCUGAGCGUGUCUCGCAGAAGCUGAAGUCCAGCUCAACCGCUGCCAACCCCAGCGGUCGCCUGGGCGAUGUCCUUGCCCGUAUCCACGUUGCCCAGCCCAUGGGUGGUGUGCGCGAGUCCUUCAUUCCCGAGGCCGUCAAGGACCUCAAGAAAUACGACAAGAACGACCCCAACCGCCGGAGACUGGAGCGCGACCUGGAGGAGGAGAACGGUGGUGCUGGUGUUUACAGCUUCGAUAUGCAGCGCGACUACACAUUGGCCAAUGCCGACUGGAACCACGACAAGAUCCCCGAGGUCUGGAACGGAAAGAACAUCUACGACUUUGUGGACCCGGAUAUCGAGACCAAGCUGGCUGCUCUGGAGGAGGAAGAGGAGAAGCUCGAGGCCGAUGGUUACUACGACUCCGACGAGAGCGUCGAGGAUGCCGAGGACGCCGAUACCCGUAUGAAGGCGGAUCUGAUCCGCGAGAAGCGUGUGCUUAUGCGCAACGAGGCCAAGAUGCGCAAGUCCCUCAAGAACCGUGCUCAAAUUCCCCGCAGCGCCAAGUCGAAGAAGCUCUCCGAGAUGGAGCGUGGUCUCGACUCCGCUGGUUACGAUGUCGAUGCUGCUGGUUCUCGUGCUCGCUCCCAGAGCCGCGGACGUGCUCCUACUCGCUCCGAGCCUGCUGGUGAUGAUGAUGACGCUAUGGAUCUGGAUGAUCCUCGCCAGGCCAUUGCCCGUGCUAAGAGCCGUGCUCGUAGCCAGGCUGCUACUGAUCGUCGUAACGAUGGUGUCACUGACGAGACUGCCCGUACUAAGGCUGACCGUCUGUUCAAGCUGGGACAGAAGAAGAUGAACCGCAUGGCCCGACAGGGUGAGGCCGAUCGUCACACCACCGCUUCUCUGCCCAAGCAUUUGUAUACCGGAAAGCGUACUAUCGGCAAGACCCAGCGUCGUUAA